Nicotiana attenuata is the source of this 1299-nucleotide messenger RNA. Its product is annotated as protein DELAY OF GERMINATION 1-like. Gene Ontology annotation, biological process: DNA-templated transcription. Gene Ontology annotation, molecular function: sequence-specific DNA binding. Lineage: Eukaryota; Viridiplantae; Streptophyta; Magnoliopsida; Solanales; Solanaceae. The record is from RefSeq and is a predicted model, not a curated record. The transcript is spliced from 2 exons. Bases 277 to 1125 code for a protein of 282 amino acids.
UGCCGACCAUUGCAUGCAUGUUUUACAAAGACACAUACAAUGAACUAAACCCCCAAAACGAUAUACCCUGUACCAUAUAUCCUAAGUUUCAGCUGUACCGCCCGAAUAGUCCACAGAUUGUGCAGUAGUUUACACUUGGGUCGGCAAUCUCUCGUACGUGUUAGUAGUUUGAUAAGACCAUAAAUGGCCGGUACUCUCUCUCUAUAUAUAUAUGUGCAUGUUGAAACGUACGGUUCCUACAAAUAUCCAUAUUUAAUUUGCAUAGUUCUUAAAUAAAUGGCUUCCUCGUUAAUGAGCAGAAACGGAGUGGAAAAAAACGACAAGACGUUUCACAAGUUUUUUGAAACAUGGCUAGCUGAGCAGAAGCAAGAAUUGAAAGUGCUGGUUUCUGCCUCGAGAGAUGUAAGUAAAGGUAAUAAUAAUGUGGUGGACGAGAGGGUGUUGGUGCCACUCAUUAAACGGGUUAUACAACACUAUGAGGGGUAUUAUGGGGAGAAGUCAAAAUAUAUAGAGGAAGAUGUUUUUGGGAUGUUAAAUCCUACAUGGAGGAGUAAUCUUGAGGGAGCUUUCUUAUGGAUUGGAGGUUGGAGACCAAGCAUGGCCUUUCACUUGCUCUAUUCAAAAUCAGGGUUGCAAUUCGAAGCUUGUCUUCCCCAGUUGAUUAGAGGAAUCACAACGGGUGACUUAGGGGACCUCUCUCCUGACCAAAUAGGUAAGGUUGAUGAACUGCAAAAGAAAACUAUAUGGGAGGAAAAAAAUUCGAGUGAGAAACUAGCCAGGGUUCAAGAAAGUGUUGCAGAUGCAUCAAUGGUGGAGUUAUCCCAUAUUGUGACUCAGCUGAUGAUGAUUAGUGGAAGUGGAGGAGGAGGAGGAGGAGGAAAAAUACUCGAUGAAGAAGUGGAAGCAAAUCUGGCAACAAAGGAGGAAGGUCUAGUAAUAAUCCUGCAAAAGGCAGAUAAUCUAAGGCUAAACACUCUCAAGGAAAUUUUAGCCAUUUUAACACCAACUCAAGCAAUUCAUUUCCUGAUUGCUGCUGCUGAGCUCCAUUUAAGGCUUCACGAGUGGGGCAAGAUAAAGGAUGCAACUACUACCACCACCAUCACCAACCAUAAUCACUUGAUCUAAACACACAUGUGUGUCCACGUGUAGCAAAUAGUACAAGUACCUAAAAAUGAAAAAAAAAAAAAUUAGUUUAAUUUGGUUGUAGAAACAUGCUUAUUGCAUUUCAGAAGCCUUUCAUUUGUAAUAGAAUUCCCUAAUGUGUUUAUUCGUGUUAUAUAUAGAGUUAUCUAUAGAUUA